GGGCGGGCGCGCGAGUGCGCGCAGAAGCGGCGGCUGAACCCGGCGGACUAGCUGCGGCCACGGAGCCGCCAACUCGCGUGCGUCCCGCGCUCCGCCAGCCGCUGAGAGAGCCGCCGGCGUUGCCUGUGACCUUGUGAGGCUGGCAUGCAGGAUGGCAGGACAGCCCAGCCACAUGCCCCAUGGAGGGAGUCCGAACAACCUCUGUCAUGCACUGGGGCCUGCACCCCCUCCAGACCCACAGAGGCACCCCAACACCCUGUCUUUCCGCUGCUCGCUGGCAGACUUCCAAAUUGAGAAGAAGAUUGGCCGAGGACAGUUCAGUGAGGUUUACAAGGCCACCUGCCUGCUGGACAGGAAGACGGUGGCUCUGAAGAAGGUGCAGAUCUUUGAGAUGAUGGAUGCCAAAGCCAGGCAGGACUGUGUCAAGGAAAUUGGUCUCCUAAAGCAACUGAACCACCCGAACAUCAUCAAGUAUCUGGACUCGUUCAUCGAAGACAAUGAGCUGAACAUCGUGCUGGAGUUGGCUGACGCGGGCGACCUCUCCCAGAUGAUCAAGUACUUCAAGAAGCAGAAACGGCUCAUUCCUGAGAGGACCGUGUGGAAGUACUUUGUGCAGCUGUGUAGUGCUGUGGAGCACAUGCACUCCCGACGUGUGAUGCACCGAGACAUCAAGCCCGCCAAUGUGUUCAUCACAGCUACAGGCAUCGUGAAGCUUGGCGACCUCGGCCUCGGCCGCUUCUUCAGCUCGGAGACCACUGCAGCCCACUCACUAGUGGGAACACCAUACUACAUGUCACCUGAGAGGAUCCACGAGAAUGGCUACAACUUCAAGUCAGACAUCUGGUCCCUAGGCUGCCUGCUGUAUGAGAUGGCAGCUCUCCAGAGCCCCUUCUAUGGAGAUAAGAUGAAUCUCUUCUCCCUUUGUCAAAAGAUUGAGCAGUGUGACUACCCACCUCUCCCAGGGGAGCACUACUCUGAGAAGCUUCGGGAACUGGUCAGUAUGUGUAUCUACCCUGACCCUGACCACCGACCUGACAUUGGAUAUGUGCACCAGGUGGCUAGGCAGAUGCAUGUCUGGACAUCCAGCACCUGAAUGCAACGCCAAACAUCACUUGUCUAACUUGAGCCUUCUCCCCAAGUGGUACCUGGAAGCCUCCACAGCCAAGACCAGAGGGCUCAGCUGGCUCCCAAAGGCGGCUGCCUGAAAACAGUUGGGUUAUGGUCAGAUUCCAAAGUCCUUUCAUUGAACUGUUGCAGACAAUCUGAGCUGGUCUAUUAGUGGGAGAAGGGGCUUGGCAGUCACUAAAGCCCCUUGUACCGACUGAAAUGUGAACCUCUGCCUGGUUGCCUCAGACCUGCCCAGGCCCACACUGUCAGGAGACUGAAGGGAGCUGGGUGACUGGUGGGGGUAAGCCUUUGCAGACAGUUAACACCAGCUGGUUUAGUUCUUAGUACCUUUCCAUACAAUCAGGCUGCGUGCUCCAUUUACUCUCCUGUAAAGGGAUACAAUGAAAACAAUGGUUUAGAGUAGAGGUUUCACUAAUAUUUCCUCUGCAUUUUCUAACUUGAUGAGUGGCAGUGAGGAGCACCAAGCAUCAGGCAUUGUGAGGCAAAUGGCAUC
Molecule: messenger RNA, 1621 nt
Organism: Acomys russatus (golden spiny mouse)
Lineage: Eukaryota; Metazoa; Chordata; Mammalia; Rodentia; Muridae
Gene: Nek6
Product: NIMA related kinase 6
Exons: 10
Coding region: 152-1093 (313 amino acids)
Biological process (GO): protein phosphorylation
Molecular function (GO): ATP binding; protein kinase activity
Source: RefSeq, a predicted model, not a curated record